UGGAGGGCAGCACCCAAAGCAGUUCUUGCUGUUCACUCUGGGAGGGGAAGGAGCAAGUGUCUUGCACCGUGUCUGCUGGGGACUCCUGGAGGUGUAGUGCUGGUUGCACUCCCACGCUCUCCAGAAAGCUGCAGUGCCUGCCCCUGCCAAUGCUCAGUGUGUUACAGGGGUUUUUUGAGACAUGCACAUUGAUCCUGCCAGCCCUGAAACCCAUCUCUGCCACUCAGAUUUGAUGCUCAUCCUUCUGCUAUGCUGAGGACUGACUGUGUGUGGCAGAUGCUGCAGUUCCAGCUCGUGGUGGUGCAUUUGGCCCUUGUGAUUGCCCUGCUGUGGUGGAACUCCAGCUCUGUGCUCCUUGCAGAGGCAGCUCCGGAGCCUCUGGAGCCUUCUGCUGCUCUGGGCGUGGGAGCACAUCCCAUUGCCAGUGAGGAGAAGCCAGCCACCAACCUGGCAGCCAGACUGUUCCUUCUUGAUGGCUUGGUGUCUCUGGAGAAUGAGGUGACUGAGACCAAGAAGAAAAGAAGUUUCCCAGGAUUUGGCUCCCCAAUUGACAGAAUUUCUUCAAGCUCUGUGGAUGCUAAAGGCAAACAGAGGAAAGUGCUUGAGCUGCCUAAGAGAAGGUUUGGAGUUCCUCUGGACCGGAUUGGAGUGAGCCACCUCGGCAACACCAGGGCUUAGCAGUUCCUGCAGGUGCUUCUAUUCUGAAUGAGUGAUGCUGUACUGGAAACAUGACAGAGAUAUGGAAGAUGCCUCACAGCAUGUCUUGUCUUUGCCUAAUGAUACAGCACUCAAGGAAUUGACCUCCUCCAAAAUCUGUUUCAAGUUGCAUUUUACAAACGUUGCAUUUACAAAUAAUAACAUAUUCAGUUCAUCAGGUCAGAAUGCUCUCACAGCUGUGCACAGUGUUACUGAUAGGAGGGAACAGAGAGUAUGUAUAUAUUUUUAUUGCAUGGCAUUUAUCUGUUAAACUUAUAGAAGUUUAUUAACCUAGCCAGGACUGAGAUUUUUUGGAUAGAAAAUAAAACUUCCAGAGAUGCCAACAGCAGUCCAUGAAUAGCAGACCGUUUGCUUUGCACGUUUCUUUCUGGAGGGGAGCUGUUUGGUAGGUGAAGGGAGGAUAUAACAGUUAUGGGACAAAGCUAGAAUGCAUUUGAUGUGUUUGGAAGGAGAUGUUUACUGCCUUCCCUGGGAGUUAGUCUGAAUAAGAACAGUGACAAGACCCCUUAGUAUUUGUCCUGAUGUUUUGAGUAGCCUCUCUCUUGUCUCUGCACCAUAUUUAGACAUGUUUUCAUCAUAUGGCAGAUCCUGAAAUGUGGUGAGACUUUUAGUUGAUGAAUACAUUUCACUCCUCCCUAUGCAUAACAUAGGAUAGCAUCCAAAUAUGAAGUCAUCUGCUUCCAAGGCCAUCUGCAUCAUUUGCCUUAUUUUAGCCUCUUGAUGUGUGCACAGGGCAUGGUCAGAAUCCAACUCUAAAAGUUCAAGUAUUUCUCACUCUGGCAAAAGGUGAACAUGUCCUCUCCACUUCAUUUCAGAGUAAAACAGGUUAUCUUAAAUCCUCUUUCAUCCUUUUCACUUCUUUCCAGAUUAUAAAAUAUAGCUGAGAAGAGCUGUCUGCUGACAUCUCAAUGCUCAGAUUCUUAGCUGAUGUUUUCUAAACCUCACAUACUCUCUCUUUCUUGGACUUUGGUCCAUGUCAGCUAAAUUUCUUUGAUUGCUAUUCUUGGGUAUAAAUCAUCCUUAGCAUUGCAAAAGAAGAUCUAUUGAGAAAGGGAUUAUGCAGGAUUAAGGAAAAAAAACAAACUUAUUCUUGCCAAACACCCUGUGUUAGGCAGGGAGUAAUGCUGGAGAUGGGAAUUAAGCGUUAAUUUCCUGAUCUUGUAUGAGCCACAAAACACCUGGCCAUCAGCUAGCAAAAUGGGGGAAAAUAGAGCCAGCUCCAAAACAAAACAAAAAGAAAAAGUAGUUGGGAAAUCAAUGAGACUUAAGAGCAUUUGUGAGUGUUGGGGCUUUGGGACAAUUGCCCUGGUUCAGCCAAGGUGGGAGGUGAGGCUCCUGCUCAGAAGGGCAGGUAACAUUUAAUUCAUGUGCUCAGACAUAACAGGGGCCUUUCCCAUUUUCCUCCUCGCCUACAGCCCUGCCCAGAGACCAAGACUGACCCAGGCACUGAAAAUUCGCAAGAAACUUCACUUUUCUUGACAUCUCUAAUAUAGGCUGAUGCUGCUGAGAACAGCUGCACAAACCAGUGACUCACAUCAAGAGGUGUCCUUAUCUUUGCCAUCUGCUGUAGCACUCCAGCUGAGUUAGGAGAUCAUUCCCCCUUUGGUGAGUGAGCUGUCAGUGCUUGUGUGUGAGGUGAAGCACUGCAGAUGCUUUCCAGACCAAGCUCUUGAAAGUCAGAGAAAAAAGGAAGGCCUGUAAGUCCAUAUGUGAUGAUCUUGUGAUUUUGCUUCCUGCUUUUCUCCUGGUCCCACUGCUACUUUUCUGCCUUUAAGCUUCCAGUUGAAGGGUCUGAGAACUGGAUUGAGUGGGUGCAUGGUAGACUGACUGACUCAAGACAAGAUUUUCAGUCCAUGCUAGAAGCAAGCCUGCAAACACUGUCCCAGGCAGUCCUCUGCAGUGCACUGCCACCAUCCAUCCUGAGCCUGCCCUGUGGUUUAGGGCACAUUUAUCUUCUUGCACUGAGCUCAUCCAGACAGGCUGCAGAUAAUCUGCUUGCAGGGCAGCCAUAUGUACGGGGCAUGGGCAGAUUAUGCAAGGACCUGACCACUCAAACAGCUGCCAGGCAAAAGAACCAUGGACAGAGUCAGUGCAUUACAUAUUUUGGUAGAUUGAGACCAGAGGAAUCUGGUGCUAAUAUAGCCGGUUUGCAAAGGCACAGCUGGAUCAUAGAAAUAUUUAACAUUUGGCAGGUAUUAGCCUGGGCUUCGAAAAAAAGAGGGGUUUUAAAGGCUGAAAGUUGUGUGCAGAAAUGCCCUUCAUCUGAAGGGAAAUGUGAAAGCAAAGCAGGACAGAGGGGUCUGUGGUGGUGUUGGUAGAACUGGGAGCUGGACGCUUCAUUCCUGCUCCAACCUCCCUGUGUGGAUUACCUGGGAGAAAGCAACAGUCUUUCCAUUCCUCUGCCUCAUCCAUCACUGAGAUUUCCUGAGGCUCAAGAAACACUCUUUAAAAGCUAUACAUUGGCAAGUGCUGUUUCAAGUAUGAUGGUGUCUGAAAGGCUGAACACCACAAUUUGUUUUUGUAGACAAUAUUGGAUGGCUCCAGCCAUUGUGCACAGCAUGGAGAUCAGCAAAUGUGAAAUGAGGAUGUACUGCUGCAUUUGUUGCUCACUAGACUUGCCCUGUGCUGCCUGGAUUUGCAAAUCAAUUCAGAUGCC
This is a messenger RNA of Corvus hawaiiensis (hawaiian crow), 3373 nucleotides long. It is a transcript of the gene OSTN, whose product is annotated as osteocrin. Lineage: Eukaryota; Metazoa; Chordata; Aves; Passeriformes; Corvidae. The transcript has 5 exons. The coding region runs from base 250 to 678 and encodes 142 amino acids. Gene Ontology annotation, biological process: hormone-mediated signaling pathway. Gene Ontology annotation, molecular function: signaling receptor binding. The record is from RefSeq and is a predicted model, not a curated record.